This is a messenger RNA of Fomitopsis serialis, 555 nucleotides long. RefSeq lists its product as uncharacterized. The coding region runs from base 23 to 544 and encodes 173 amino acids. The transcript is spliced from 2 exons. The record is from RefSeq and is a predicted model, not a curated record. NCBI's taxonomy places the organism in Eukaryota, Fungi, Basidiomycota, Agaricomycetes, Polyporales, Fomitopsidaceae.
CCCCUGAGUCUUCAUCGCCACCAUGACCUCCCCCGCCGGCCUCACAAGCGUGCGCAUCGCCCAGCUCGUCGGGAUCGGCGCGUCCGGCUACCUCGCAGGCUUCAUGUCCUCCUCCUCCCUCGUGUCCAUCCCGCCCCUGUCCCUCGCCCCGCCCGCCCUCGCCGCCCGGCAAUUCGCCACGCUCUACAGGACCGGCGCGCGCAUCGCCCCCGCCACCGCCGUCCUCGCCGCCCUCGCCCACCUCUACCUCGCGUACCAGUCCGCCGCGGCGAGCCCGCGGGAGGGGUACGCGUACCUCGCCGCGGGCGUGCUCACGCUCUCGGUCGUGCCCUACACACUCGUGAGCAUGAUGCCGACGAACAAGGCGCUAUUGGCGGUGGCUGAGUCGGAGGGGGUCGGGAAGGACGCGGCGGGGGACUCGGCGGACGAGGCCCGUGUGGUGUCGUUGCUGUGGAAGUGGAGGGGCUUGAACUUGGUAAGGUCCUUCGGCCCUGCUGCUGGAUUCCUGGUAGGCCUGCUUGCGCUUGGCGGCUACUUCGCCUGAGCAUCCGAUUC